AAAUAAUGUCCACACCAGCCUCUGUGCCGCCUUAUAAGCCGCCGAAGGAACUAGAAAACUUGAUUACAAAAAAGAAGCAGGAAACUCAAACUCGAAGACGCACAGCUGUGCUACCAAAACGCUCUUGGAUACAGCGCAAUCCACGUUUAUUUCAAAUCACCUUUAUAACCAGCUCGCUCUUGAUAUUCUUCUCAAAGCCGUUAUACGACGCUUUCAUAGCGGAUCCCUUGCCACAAGUAGGGGCACGUGUGCCACCACAGAAGCGCUAAGAGGCAUGGAAUCCGUGCGCAAA
Molecule: messenger RNA, 292 nt
Organism: Drosophila busckii
Lineage: Eukaryota; Metazoa; Arthropoda; Insecta; Diptera; Drosophilidae
Exons: 1
Coding region: 6-269 (87 amino acids)
Source: RefSeq, a predicted model, not a curated record